Messenger RNA from Strongyloides ratti, 1218 nucleotides. Its product is annotated as Astacin-like metalloendopeptidase. The transcript has 2 exons. Gene Ontology annotation, biological process: proteolysis. NCBI's taxonomy places the organism in Eukaryota, Metazoa, Nematoda, Chromadorea, Rhabditida, Strongyloididae. Gene Ontology annotation, molecular function: metalloendopeptidase activity; zinc ion binding. Bases 1 to 1218 code for a protein of 405 amino acids. The record is from RefSeq and is a predicted model, not a curated record.
AUGAUAUUAAUCAACAUAUUAAUUUUAUUAAUUAAUAAUCAUCUAAUAAGAGCUUUUGAGAAUUUAAUAUAUGAAAAUGAUUUUUUUAUUCAAAGAAAUAAAAGAGUUGCUUUAAGAAAUUUAAAUUUUAGAUGGAAUGAAACAAAAAUAUAUUAUGUGAUUGAUUCUAAACUUGGUCAUUCUUUUGAAUUACAUAGAGCUAUUAGUGAAAUUGCAUAUAAAUCAUGUCUUAAAUUUGAAAAACUUCAAAACAAUGAAUUUAAUAUUAAUAAAACAGGUUUAUAUUUUCGUUCAGGACAAGAAAGUGAUAAUCUUUUUGGAAGAAGACUUAAAACAAAUUAUUAUCAAAAUAUUACAAUAAAUAUAAAAAAUGCAACUCCACUUAAUUUUAUAAGAUGGAUAUUAUAUGCUCUUGGUAUUGAUUUUAAACAUAAUAGACCAGAUGCAGAUGAUUAUAUAAUUAUUCAUAGAAAAAAUAUUAAUGAUAGUUUUCUUAAACAUGUAAAACAAAAAACUAGAAAAUUUGUAAAUACAUAUGGAUUAAAAUAUGAUUUUGAAUCUGUUAUGGCAUUAAAUGAAUUUGAAUAUGCAAAAAAUAAUAAAAAAAAAACUUUUGAAGUAAUUGAUUUCAAAAAUAAAAAAAAAAAUAUUACAAAUCAUUUUCUUUCACAAACUGAUAUAUUAAUUUUAAAUAAAUAUUAUUGUGAAGAUAAAUGUAAUCCAAUGUAUCAAUGUUUAAAUAAAGGUGUUCCAGAUUAUGAUUCAUGUAAUAAAUGUAUAUGUCAAUUUACUCAUACUGGAAGAUAUUGUCAACAUCCUACAUAUCUUAGAACAAAAUAUUGUCAAGAUUUAGAUUUAAAAGCAGAUAAAAAUUAUAAAGAAUUUACAUUAGAUUUAAGUUCUAAUUGUUCAAUUAGUAUAACAUCAUCACCUGAAACAUCAAUUAUGAUUGAAUAUACAUUUUUUGGUAAUAAUCAAGGAAAUGAAUAUACUUGUAAUACAAAAACUGGUUAUAUUGAAAUUAGAUAUGAAAGAAAUAAAUAUCAUGAAGGACUUAUUUUAUGUAGUUAUAUUAUAAAUGGAGGAUUUUUAACAGAAGAUAAUUAUGGUUUAUUAUUUUUUCGUGGAAUAAAAUCAGGACAACAUGUCAAAAUUAAAUAUAAAGAAAUAAGUAGUGAUAAAAUAAUACCUCCAUCAGCAGAUAGAACAAAAAAAUAA